AAAUCCACGCUGAAGUGCAGUUGAAGAAUUAUGGGAAAUUUCUUGAGGAGUAUACAUCUCAGCUGAAGAGAAUCGAAGAUGCUUUGGAUGACUCUGUUGGAGAUGUUUGGGACUUCAGUCUUGAUCCCAUUGCAUUAAAGCUUUUGCCAUAUGAACAGUCAUCUUUGUUGGAGCUCAUAAAGACAGAAAACAAGGUUCUGAACAAAGUAAUAACUGUUUAUGCGGCCCUUUGCUGUGAAAUUAAGAAAUUGAAGUAUGAGGCAGAAACUAAAUUUUAUAAUGGCCUCUUGUUUUAUGGAGAAGGAGCCACAGAUUCCAGCAUGGUGGAGGGAGAUUGCCAAAUACAGAUGGGAAGAUUUGUUUCUUUCUUGCAGGAGCUGUCUUGCUUUGUUACCCGUUGUUAUGAAGUGGUGGUGAAUGUAGUGCAUCAGUUGGCUGUUCUCUAUACCAGCAACAAGAAUGCACCAAAAAUUAUAGAGACGUCGGGAGUUCAUUUUCAGACAAUGUAUGAGCACCUGGGGGAAUUGCUGACAGUAUUAAUCACCCUGGAUGAAAUAAUUGACAAUCAUGCCACUCUCAAAGAUCACUGGACCAUGUACAAGAGACUGCUGAAAUCUGUUCAUCACAACCCUUCUAAGUUUGGGAUUCAAGAAGAUAAACUGAAACCAUUUGAAAAGUUGCUGUUAAAACUGGAAUGCCAGUUAUUGGAUGGAAUGAUAUUUCAGGGCUGUAUAGAACAACAGUUUGAUUCCAUAAAUGGUGGUGUGUCCGUGUCAAAGAACAGCACGUUUGCUGAAGAAUUUGCUCAUACUGUGCGCACAAUUUUUGCAACCGUCGAACCUAAACUUGGUGAACCUUCGGAAAUAGACCAGAGGGAUAAAUAUGUAGGAAUCUGUGGCCUCUUUGUGUUGCAUUUUCAGAUUUUUCGCACCAUAGACAAGAAAUUUUACAAGUCCCUGUUAGAUGUCUGCAAAAAGGUACCAGCCAUCACAUUAACUGCUAACAUUAUAUGGUUUGCUGAUAACUUUCUGGUUCAGAAGAUACCAGCUGCUGCAAAACUUCUGGACAAGAAAAGUAUUCAUGCAGUUAAAAUGCAGAGGGAGAAUUUUCUACAGCAAAAGGCGCAGUCACUCACCAAAGAUAUGCAGUCGUAUUAUGUCUUUGUGAGCUCCUGGAUGACAAAAAUGGAAUCUAUAUUGUCGAAGGAGCAACGUAUGGAUAAGUUUGCUGAAGAUCUUUCUCACCGCUGCAAUGUCUUCAUUCAGGGUUUUCUUUACGCAUAUAGUCUUAGCACUAUCAUUAAGACCACAAUGAAUCUCUACAUGUCAAUGCAAAAACCUAUGACCAAAACCUCGGUGAAAGCUCUGUGCAGACUUGUGGAACUUCUCAAGGCAAUAGAACACAUGUUUUACCGAAGAAGUAUGGUUGUGGCAGACUCGGUGACACACAUCACCCAGCAUCUGCAGUACCAGGCUCUUCACUCUAUUUCUAUAGCCAAGAAAAGAGUCAUUUCUGAUAAGAAGUACAGCGAGCAACGCCUGGAUGUUCUCUCUGCUUUGGUGUUAGCUGAGAACACCCUCAAUGGACCAAGUACGAAACAGAGGCGACUCAUAGUUUCCCUUGCGUUGAGUGUGGGCACGCAGAUGAAAACCUUUAAAGAUGAAGAGCUCCUUCCCCUUCAGUUAGUUCUGAAAAAACUAGACUUGAUCAGUGAGCUUGUGGAGCGAGUUCGAGCACAAUGUGACUGUUGUUUCUUAUACUGGCAUCGAGCAGUCUUUCCGAUCUACUUAGAUGACGUGUAUGAAAAUGCUGUUGAUUCUGCUAGACUGCAUUAUAUGUUUAGUGCACUACGGGACUGUGUACCUGCCAUGAUGCAUGCAAGACACUUGGAAUCUUAUGAGGUCCUUCUGGAAUGCUAUGACAAAGAAAUCAUGGAAGUGCUCAAUGAGCACCUGCUGGACAAAUUAUGUAAAGAGAUAGAAAAAGACCUACGCCUAUCAGUUCAUACACACCUAAAACUUGAUGACAGAAAUCCCUUCAGGGUUGGCAUGAAGGAUCUAGCUCACUUCUUCUUUCUGAACCCAAUACGUUUUUUCAAUCGCUUCAUUGACAUAAAAGCUUACGUGACACACUAUUUGGACAAGACCUUCUACAACUUAACAACUGUAGCUCUUCAUGACUGGGCUACCUAUAGUGAAAUGAGAAACCUAGCAACUCAGCGGUAUGGCUUAAGUAUGACUGAAGCACAUCUUCCCAGCCAGACUCUGGAACAGGGUCUGGAUGUUUUGGAAAUCAUGAGAAAUAUUCAUGUUUUUGUGUCUCGCUACCUCUACAAUCUGAAUAAUCAGAUAUUCAUUGAAAGAACUAGUAAUAACAAACACUUGAACACUAUCAAUAUCCGACAUAUUGCCAAUUCAAUUCGAACUCAUGGAACAGGCAUCAUGAACACAACAGUAAACUUCACUUACCAGUUCUUGAGGAAAAAGUUUUAUAUUUUUAGCCAGUUCAUGUAUGAUGAGCAUAUCAAAUCCAGGCUUAUCAAAGACAUCAGAUUCUUCAGGGAAGUCAAGGAUCAAAAUGAUCACAAGUAUCCCUUUGAAAGAGCAGAUAAAUUCAACCGAGGCAUCAGAAAACUUGGAAUGACCCCAGAUGGCCAAAGUUACCUUGACCAAUUCAGACAACUCAUAAGUCAAAUCGGCAAUGCUAUGGGUUAUGUGCGGAUGAUAAGAUCUGGUGGACUUCACUGCUGUAGUAGUGCAAUUAGGUUUGUUCCUGAUCUGGAAGAUAUUGUUAAUUUUGAAGAGCUAGUGAAAGAAGAAGGGCUCUCGGAAGAAACGCAAAAAGCAGCAAGGCAGCUGGACUCCGUCCUCAGCGAUCUCACACGUAACUUUGCAGAAGGAACAGAGUACUUCAAAAUGCUGGUGGAUGUGUUUGCGCCCGAGUUCCGCAGCCCCAAGAAUAUGCAUUUGCGCAACUUCUACAUCAUUGUCCCCCCACUGACCCUCAAUUUUGUAGAACAUUCCAUCAGUUGUAAGGAGAAACUGAAUAAGAAGAACAAAAGUGGAGCAGCUUUCACUGAUGAUGGAUUUGCCAUGGGUGUGGCUUACAUUCUGAAGCUUUUGGAUCAGUACCAGGAGUUUGAUUCGCUGCACUGGUUCCAGUCUGUUCGAGAGAAAUACGUGAAGGAAAUCAGAGCAGUAGCUAAACAACAGAAUGUGCAGUCCACUAAUCAAGAUGAAAAACUGCUGCAAACUAUGAACUUGACCCACAAGCGCCUGGAAGUUUGUUUGCAGGAAUUUGAACUGCUUUAUUUCUCACUAAGUAGUGCAAGAAUAUUUUUCAGAGCAGAUAAAACUGCAGCAGAAGAAAACCAGGAAAAGAGAGAAAGAGAAGAGGAAUCUGUUAAAACAAGCAACGGAGAUCUUCCCAGCUCCACGCCCGCAGAUCCUGUUGUGAAAUGAUAAAUCUGGUAUGGGGGAUGAGUAAUGACUUACUUGAAUAACUCAUUUUUCUUUGUCACUAUCAGUAAUACUCUGUAGGAGUAAA
Molecule: messenger RNA, 3546 nt
Organism: Tinamus guttatus (white-throated tinamou)
Lineage: Eukaryota; Metazoa; Chordata; Aves; Tinamiformes; Tinamidae
Source: RefSeq, a predicted model, not a curated record